AUGGCUGGACGGGCGUAUGUGCCUCUGGAUCCCUCCCUGCCACGUGGCAAGCUGGAGGAGAUUGUGGAGGAGUCCGGGAUCAUGCUCGUGCUCACGUCGCGCCAUCUGGCGGACGCGCUGACGUGGAUGACACCACGCUCGCCACGUGGCGCGGCCGCCAUGUCAGCGUCAAGCCCGCGAGCGGCCAAUCAGGGAGGGCCAGAGGAGGUAGCUUCUGCUGGUUCUGGUGGCGGGGGGCAACUGGGCCUGGAUGAAGGGUCGGAGGAUAGUGAUGGGGAGGAGGAGGGGCAGGCAGGCUUGGGGGAGAGGCUGCUGCGCCUGGCACCCUUCCCUUCAGCCGCCGCUGCUGGUCCUGGUAGCGCUGCUGCUGGUGGUGCUGCUGCUGCUCCUGGUGCUGGUUCUGCGGGUGGGGCAAGUGAAGGGGAUGGGGCGGGCGGAGUGGUGGGGGUGCCGCUGUCAGAGGCGCAGGUGCUGCUGUGGGUGGCGUACCAUGCUCUGCCACACCCGCAGCUGCUGGUGCCAUGUGUGGCGCCUGCAGGUGCUGCUGUGGGUGACGUACCAUGCUCUGCCACACCCGCAGCUGCUGGACGAGUGCCAUGUGUGGCGCCUGCAGGUGAGACGGGUGCCAGGGCCCAGUCAACUUCCCUCGGCUGCAGCGGUCCCUACAAGCACUGGUGGUGCGCCAUGCAGCCCUGCGCUCCCGCUUCGUUGCUUGGCACACCAGCAAGCACAAGCAGUCGGGGAGAGGUGGCGCUGGUGGUGGCGGCAGCAGGGGCAGCAGCAGCAGCAGCAGCAGUAACAGCGGUUUACAAGGCGGGCGGCUCGGCAACCGACCUCCCCGCAGUCUCCAGCUACGCGGAUUUCGUCUUGUGGGAAAAGGACAAUUUGGCGUGUGCUGGGCACAGGGAAUGGGACCUGGGGUUCUGGAAGCAAGCGGUGGGUGUACCUCCCCCAAAGAUACCUCCCCAGCUGCAACCCAAGGUAGACGAAAGCGGGAGCGAACGAGGAGCGAGAACGGGCAGAGGCGGGCGAGCAGGAGUAGCAGCAGCAGGAGCAGGAGCAGGAGGAGGAGGAGGUGGAAAAGGAGGAGGAGCAGCAGCGGCGGCGGCGGCAGCGGUGGCGGCAGGGGGGCUGGCCUUGGCGCUGCGCAAGGGACAUAUGGAGGUAUUGAUAGCAGCGAGCACCAGGAGGCGGCUCGAAACCUACGCCUUCCACCGCGGUGCCACUCUCUCCAUGGCCCUCCAAACCGUUCUGCACGCCUUGCUACACCUCUGGACCCACCAGCACUCCGUCGCGAUCGCCGUCCCGGUCGCUAGGAGACAAAUCCUGCCGCUCCAGUCGGUGAUCGGGCGGUUUUCGGAUGUGCUCCCAGUGGUGACGGAUAUGAGGAAGCAUCUGAGCCCUCCGUUGGUCGUGGCUGGGCGGCUGAGAUCGUUCACUUCGUCAAUCAGCCGUGCCUCCUCGUGUGUGUCGUCCCGAUGCGUCUCCCCCUCUACUUCCCGCCAGUAUUCCGCGCUCUCCCCUCGCCUCUCUGCUUCCACUGGUGCUGCUGCUGCUGGAGGAGUUGUAGGGCCAGUUGCUUACGCCCAGGAAUGCAUGGGAGGAAAGGGGAGGGAAGGAGGGGAGGAGGAGGAGGGGGAGGAGGGGGAGGAGGAGGAGGAGGAGGAGGAGGAGGAGGAGGAGGAGGAGGAGGAGGAGGAGGAGGAGGAGGAGGAGGAGGAGGAGGAGGAGGUGGGGCAGGAGGGGGAGCAGGGCGAAAGCUGUGUCUUCCUAGCGAGGCAAAUCGCGGCUGCUGAUGCUGAUGGGACGAAGCAGGGGCAGCAGGGGCAGGAGUUUGUUGAGGGAAGUGGGGGUGGGGGAGUUGGCACUGACGUGCUUUCACUUGCUGCGGCUGCUGUUGCCGCAGGGAAGGGGGGGAGGCGUGGGGAGGGGAGCCGGCCUGGUGGAGGGAGUGGGGGGAGUGGGUUGGUGCAAGGGAAGCAGGCGGGAGGGGUGAAUGGGAAAGGGGCGGAGGGGGGGGGAGGAGGGAAGGGGGGGAUGAUGGGAGGAGGGAAGGGAGGGGGGGAGAUGUGCAACGACCAGUGGAUGGCUGAGGGUGUGUCGUUCGAACAGCUGCUAUUCCAAGUGCGAGAGCACACACUGCAGGCGCUGCAGCACCAGUCCAUCUCGCUCCGUCUGCUCGCCUCCGCACUGCAUCCCACCGCUCCGGACCCCUUCACCUCCCCUUUUGCCCUCGCAUCCUUCGCCCUCACACACCCUGGCACCGACUCUCCCCCGAACCUACUCCCCCUAGAGGAUUCUCUAGUAGGGGACCUAGAUCUUGAAGCUUCUGCUGCUUCUGCCACUGCUGGGUUUGGUGCCACUGGUGCUUCUGGUGCUGGUGCUGCUUUCGCUGGUGGUGCUGCUAGUGGUUUUGGUGCGAUUGGUGGGGUGGGUGGAGGGGUGUGUGGUGGGGCCGAGUUUGGAGGGAGUGUGGGCGGCGGCGGGUGGGGCGGCGAAGUGGCGCUGUUCCCCUUGGGAUUGUCGCUGCGGCCGCUGAGAGACGGGCGGCUGGCCGGGCGGCUGACUUACCAGGUGGAUGCAGUGCCGAGGAGCAUGGCAGAGGUGCUAGCGAGGCAGGUAGAGCGGCUGGCAGAGGCAGCAGUGGAGUCCCCCCGGCCCUUGCUGCUGGAUGAACCCACUGUCAGGGCGCUCAAGCAGGCACGGAGGAGAGGGGGCGGGGUGGAUGGGGGGAAAGGGAGUGGCGGAGGGGGUGGGGGUGGGGGAGGGGGGAUGGUGGGGCCGAUUGGAUGCAUGCCGUUGUGUAUAGGCCGCGAUAGGCGGGUGCUAGUGAGGCAAGGGUCAUCGGAUUCGGAUGAGUCUGAUGUGAGCGUUUGA
This is a messenger RNA of Closterium sp. Naga37s-1, 2877 nucleotides long. NCBI's taxonomy places the organism in Eukaryota, Viridiplantae, Streptophyta, Zygnematophyceae, Desmidiales, Closteriaceae. The record is from the annotation of a GenBank genome assembly.